UCGAGGUAACGCUCGAUACCUUUGCGAAUCUCCUGAAACUACUUUAAUUGAAUAGAGAUCGAGCUUAGAGAUGGAAGGAGAACAGAAAAAGAUCAAUGUUUUCUCUCGUCUGAUGGAUUUUCCUGUCUUUGCUACCUGUUUUAAUUGGAUUAAAGGAAAGUAUGAAGAAAGUAAAAAUUCGAAAGCAUUUGGAGAAUUUAUUGUUCGAAUGGAAAAAGUAAUUGUUGAGACCUCGGAGAGAAUAAAACCAGUCUUGCAGAAAAUGGAUACUCAAAUUUCAGCACUCGAUGAAUUAGCCGUAAAAGGUUUAAACAAACUGGAAGAAUAUUGUCCAAUUACUAAAAAACAACCUGCUGAGAUCAAAGAUGCAAUUGUCACUUACGUGGACGAACUAAAAAGAAGCGGAAAACUAAAUGCCUAUUGGACUGUAUUUCAUACAACAUGUAAGGAAGGAAUAAACAUAAUUCAAGAACUUCUAAAUAGCUUCUUCAAGGGUAAGAUGGCCAUGUCUAUAAUUACUUCUGUCGUGGAUUUCCUCUUGCCUCCCUUGAAGGACGAAGCAAAAAUCGAGCCCACUUCGACUUUUGAAGAUCUGAAAACUGUAAUGUCGAAAUGCGUAAAUAGACUUCGUUUCUAUGGAAAAGCGAUGAUAUCCAAGGACACGGAACUCUGCUGGACCGACUUUCCUCUCUUAACAACAUUGCCUGCUAUGCUAUGGGGUAUUCCUGUCGUACUGUACUACGAAAUGAUUAUGGCUUUCUUGGUCUCUAUAAAAUAAUCUUGCAUGUACUCUAAACUUCAAUAAACUUGCUUGCAUUUGUUACUUGUG
Messenger RNA from Centruroides sculpturatus (bark scorpion), 829 nucleotides. RefSeq names its product perilipin-1-like. The record is from RefSeq and is a predicted model, not a curated record. Gene Ontology annotation, biological process: positive regulation of triglyceride storage; lipid storage. Gene Ontology annotation, cellular component: lipid droplet; cytosol. Bases 71 to 778 code for a protein of 235 amino acids. Lineage: Eukaryota; Metazoa; Arthropoda; Arachnida; Scorpiones; Buthidae. The transcript has 5 exons.